Molecule: messenger RNA, 1621 nt
Organism: Gaeumannomyces tritici R3-111a-1
Lineage: Eukaryota; Fungi; Ascomycota; Sordariomycetes; Magnaporthales; Magnaporthaceae
Product: vacuolar-sorting protein SNF7
Exons: 4
Coding region: 427-1104 (225 amino acids)
Biological process (GO): late endosome to vacuole transport via multivesicular body sorting pathway; vesicle budding from membrane
Cellular component (GO): ESCRT III complex; cytoplasmic side of plasma membrane; multivesicular body
Source: RefSeq, a predicted model, not a curated record
CUCCAUUCAGGCUCGGCACCAGGACAUCGUGAUAACUUUGGCAGCCUAAUUCCGGUUGGCUCAUUUCACGCGCCUCCCAUCGCCAUUUGCCAACCACCCCGUCGCCAACCAUCCGUCUCCCCGAACGAACUUGAGAACUCCCUACAGACCGACCGAUUUCUUGGUCCAUCUCCGCCCUUGGUCUAAAUCCGAGACGAGCAGCCCGCCGCCCACGGUCGCCGGUACCCCGCCGGAAAAAGGCCCUAUCGCGUCUCCGCGGGGCCAUUUUUGGUCACCUGCAGACCUCGAAUCCCCAAGGACAACCUCCGCCGGCGCCCGAAUCACUAGCAGACGAACCAUCCGCCGCCGAUAGUCCCGCCAUUUCUACUGCACCCUGCAAACACCGGCGUUUGGCCCAUCUCUUCCUAGGAGACCCCUUGGGAAAUCAUGUCGGGUGUCUGGGGCUGGUUCGGCGGCGGCGCCGCGCAGAAGCGCAAGGAGACGCCCAAGAAUGCCAUCCUUGGGCUGCGGUCACAGCUGGACAUGCUGCAGAAGCGUCAGAAGCACCUGGAGACCCAGAUCGCGGAGCAAGACGGCAUCGCACGAAAGAACGUCAGCACCAACAAAAAUGCCGCCAAGGCCGCCCUUAAGCGCAAGAAGACACACGAGCACAGUCUCGACCAGACGGUGUCGCAGAUCGGGACGCUAGAGCAGCAGAUAAAUGCGAUCGAAUCGGCCAACAUCAACAUGGAGACUCUGGAGGCCAUGAAGAAGGCGGGCAAGGCCAUGGAGGACAUCCAUGGCAAGUUGACGGUGGACAAGGUCGACGAGACGAUGGACAAACUCCGGGAGCAAAACGCCCUCAGCGAGGAGAUCGUCAACGCUAUUACUAACAAUUCGCUGGGCGACCCUAUCGACGAGGACGAGCUGGAGGAGGAGCUGGAGGCGCUGGAGCAGGAGAAAUUGGACGAGCAGAUGCUGAAUACUGGCACAGUACGCGCCUCCGAGCCCAUCCACCGCCUACCACAGGCAGUCAAUGGGGAACCCAAGGGCAAGGCCAAGGCUAUCGAGGAGGACGACGAGGAAGCCGAGCUCAGGAAGUUGCAAGCAGAGAUGGCCAUGUAGGACCUCGGAGAUAUGGUCUUGCGAAUGGCGCCCUGGGUCAGCCGCAUGCAUGUGGUGUUGAUGGGGCUGGAGAUGCGCUCAUGCACGCCUUGUGGGCGGCAUACGGUUUCAUAUAUCCCCUCUUGCCCAUCUCCCUUACUUGGUACAUUCAAGACUGUUCCUUGUAACAGACCGCCCGUCCUCGUUUUGUCGUCCAGAGACUUUUUCUUAUUGCUUUGUCUGGCGUUUUUGUUGGCAUUUCUCAUCUUUGUUACCGAUGCAAGACGGACCGAGCUGGCGUUUUAUCUUUUUAAUCUACUCACCUUGGUUUAUGCGCAACCCUUCGCGGGGUGAGAUCUACUAAACUAUUUACGCCGCGUGCCAUUCCAAGCUAGUGCUUUCGAAGUAUUGUUUUAGAACACGCAUCAAACGCUCUAGUUCUAGUCUAGUUGUUUCAUGGGUUUAUGGCAGCUUAAUCUUCAGCUCGCCACCGACCUGAUUGCAGAGAUUCCUGAUCCACAUCGUUGCCCAUCGCCUA